This is a messenger RNA of Chironomus riparius, 862 nucleotides long. NCBI's taxonomy places the organism in Eukaryota, Metazoa, Arthropoda, Insecta, Diptera, Chironomidae. The record is from the annotation of a GenBank genome assembly.
UCAGUUCAGUCUUAACAUUGAUCAAACAAUAUCAUAAAAAUGGCAUUCAAAUUCAUCUCACUCUUCGCCUUCCUUGCCGUCGCAAGCUGCGGUGUUGUAUAUGAACAACCAGCUUAUACAUACUCACAUGGUGCUCCAGUCGUUCACCAACCAGCCUAUACAACAUACUCACAUGCUGCUCCAGUUGUUCAACAACCAGCUUACACAACAUACUCACAUGCUGCCCCAGCUGUCCAUCAUGUUUCUCCAGUUGUUAAAACCGUUGCCCCUGCAGUCGUAGCUCAACCAGCUUAUAUCAAGCAAGCAUAUGUUGCCCCACAAGUCAUCACAAAGAUCGCUCAACCAGUCGUUCACAAAGUUGCUGAAGACUACGACCACAAUCCACAAUACUCUUUCGCUUAUGAUGUCCAAGACAGUUUGACCGGAGAUAGCAAGUCACAACACGAAACAAGAAACGGAGAUGUUGUUGAAGGACACUACUCACUCGUUGAUGCUGAUGGCUACAAACGUACAGUUCACUACACAGCUGAUCCAGUCCAUGGAUUCAACGCUCAAGUCCAAAGAGAACCACUCACCCACAAAACAAUUGUUGCUCAACCAACAAUCGUCAAAACUAUCCAACCAGCACUCGUCAAGACUGUCCACUCAGCUCCAGCUUACUACCAUCAUUAAGAAUAUCAAGCUUUAUACUUAAUACCUGAACCAUGAUAGAAUUAAAUGCUGAGUAGUAAUAUUAAGAAUAGGAAACUGUGAUUUUUAAAUUCAGCUUUUGGUUUCAUUCAUUGUGAAUGUUAAGACUCCCAAAUGUGUUUUUUUAUUUAUUAAGAACAAAAUAAAUGAAAGAAAAAAUUUGAAAUUAAAA